Filobasidium floriforme is the source of this 697-nucleotide messenger RNA. RefSeq lists its product as uncharacterized. NCBI's taxonomy places the organism in Eukaryota, Fungi, Basidiomycota, Tremellomycetes, Filobasidiales, Filobasidiaceae. The record is from RefSeq and is a predicted model, not a curated record. Bases 62 to 697 code for a protein of 211 amino acids. The transcript is spliced from 2 exons.
CUCUGCCAUUCAUCGCUUGUGUUCCUUCAUAUACUUUGAGAUAAUUGCCAACAACUUCAUAAUGCCUGGAGCACCCAUACCGCGAAACCCCUUGAUCUUGACGCUCACGCUGGACAAGGCGAGCCAUGCCUUCCUGACCAACUUGCGAUCGAAAUACUUUCCCCCAUCGAGAAACUUCCUUUCGGCACACGUCACUCUUUUCCACGCCAUCCCUCCUCAUCGGAUCAACGAACUCAAUCAACACCUGAAUCACAUUUGCGCUACGACGGGAGGAUGGGACGUGUUCAUUGGGGAACCGAAAGCGAUGGGAAAACGCGGGGUGCUGGUGAACGUCAGGGAGCGGCCGUCGGCGACGGUAGAGAACAUUCAUCAUGAGCUUCUGACUUCGCUCAACCGAGGAGUCAAGAGCAACGAUGAUCGUCUUACCGAUCAGGAUGCUCGGCCUUUAGGGAAACCCCAUGUCACCAUCUUGAACAAGGCCAAAGACGAGGAGCAAGUAGACAAGUGCUUGCAGGAAGUGCUCAAGGUGUUCGAGGAGAUGAAACAGCCGGGCCAGAAGAAUGGCCAACAGGUCGGUCGAGCGAUAGGAUUCGAGUUGUGGGAGUACAUGGGUGGGCCUUGGAAACCGCUCAAGGCCUACUGGCUGAAGGGAGAAGAACAACAUCCGGAAAACGAAGCUGCUAAGCCUCCCAACUAG